UCGUAAAAAUUAAAAAAAGAAAACAUUCAUGCAGAUUGCAGUAUUGAGUUAGAACAUGUUGAAGUAAAAAUGUCCAGCGAAUCAAACUCUGGUGCGGAUAGUUCAAAUGCACCAAGUUCAAACGAAUCAACAUUUCCUAAGUACACUUCAGAGUGGGAUAACCGUUUUGUUGACAAACUAGGAGUUCGACUUAUAGACAUGAUAGAGGAAGACAUAUUUCAAAUUAUUUUAGGUGAAUGGCGUUUGGUUUGUUUGACCGAGGACGAAGAACAAGAAGUUGAGAACUCUGUUAUGGCUUGUGAUUUGCAGUUAAAUUAUUCAUCUUUGGAGGACGUGCCUGUUGAAUAUAUUUAUGAAAGUAGCUGGAUACUGAGCCCCGGGCAGGUGGAACAGAUUAGACGUUUUCCAUUGCUUAAAAAGUUUCUUGUGAAACUAGACGACUUCAAUUUCAUACUGGCAGAAAUAAUUGUUGGAAGUAAUUCAAAAUCAGCAAUAUAUGGAGGCAGAUAUGAGACAUUAUUUGACAAGGUACUGCAACUCUUUGGAUUAUACACUCUGAACCACUCAUUUAUAAGUCCUGAAAAAGCUUUGAUUCGGGGGAGAAGUAUGUCUUCAAGAGCUGACUUAAUGGUUUGUUCCCAAGCGAGACAAAAAUUUAAGAGGAAAGUUGUUUUUAUUUGUAAGGUGAAAAAAGACUUGAGGCAUGAAGAGCCUGAUUCCUCCCCUCCAAGGAAAAAACUAAGAACGGCCACACAAGAUCAGGAACAACAGGAAUGUGGUUUUAUUGGAGAUCACGAUCUGUUGACCCAGCACAUAGGAGAACUUUUUGUUUACCUGGAUAGCUCUUUGAGCAGGCAGGGGACACUUGGCUUCACUAUUGAAAAGACAUGGGUACGAGUUACAUACCUUGAUGUGACAAAGUCUGGUUGGAGUAAAAUUAAAAACACCCCUGGUAACAGAGCUGGAUCUGUGCAAUACGAAGAAGGGGAGCAACCUCGAUUUUUCUACAGUAAACGUUACAAUUUCUUAAACAGAGAAGAUCGCAAGGUCUUGUUCAAAGCACUCUUGCUCAUAAGGACUAUGCUGGAGAGACGAGACGCUCAUUGACCAUCGACAUGAAAACAUGAAACACUAAACUGCUUAUAUCAGUGAAGUUGCUAUUGGAAGGGAGUGCGAUUUUGCAACAAAAAAAAAACACCCAAAUUCUUAUUACUCUAUUUGAAAAUAAUUGUUACUUGAAAAAUGUUUUGUUUCCUAUGAAAAAUAGGUACAGUUAAAACUUGUAAAAAUCA
Molecule: messenger RNA, 1292 nt
Organism: Saccostrea cuccullata (small rock oyster)
Lineage: Eukaryota; Metazoa; Mollusca; Bivalvia; Ostreida; Ostreidae
Exons: 5
Coding region: 70-1107 (345 amino acids)
Source: RefSeq, a predicted model, not a curated record